GGCCCCUGCGGGAGCUGCUGGACCUUUUCCACCACGGGAUGUCUGGAGUCUGCUAUUGCUAUUGCGACAGGAAAGCUCCUCUCUCUGGCUGAACAACAGUUAGUUGAUUGUGCUCAAGCUUUUAACAACCAUGGCUGCAGUGGGGGGCUGCCCAGCCAAGCCUUCGAAUACAUCUUGUACAACAAAGGGCUGAUGGGGGAGGACUCGUACCCGUACCGAGCCCAGAACGGCACGUGCAAGUUCCAGCCGGAGAAGGCUGUUGCGUUUGUCAAGGACGUGAUCAAUAUCACGCAGUACGACGAGGACGGCAUGGUGGAGGCGGUGGGGAAGCACAACCCGGUGAGCUUUGCCUUUGAGGUGACGGGCAACUUCAUGCACUACAGGAAAGGAGUCUAUUCCAACCCGCACUGUGACCACACUCCUGACAAGGUGAACCACGCUGUCCUCGCCGUGGGGUAUGGAGAAGAAAACGGGACUCCGUACUGGAUUGUGAAGAACUCCUGGGGCCCGCUCUGGGGCAUGGACGGGUACUUUCUCAUUGAACGUGGGAAGAAUAUGUGUGGUCUCGCUGCUUGUGCAUCUUACCCAGUCCCUCAGGUGUAAGAGGAGAGCGCAGGCUGGGGAAAGCGGGCACAGGAAAAGGAAC
Pterocles gutturalis (yellow-throated sandgrouse) is the source of this 646-nucleotide messenger RNA. RefSeq names its product cathepsin H (gene CTSH). The transcript has 7 exons. The annotation marks the transcript as partial. The record is from RefSeq and is a predicted model, not a curated record. Gene Ontology annotation, molecular function: cysteine-type endopeptidase activity. Gene Ontology annotation, cellular component: lysosome. Lineage: Eukaryota; Metazoa; Chordata; Aves; Pterocliformes; Pteroclidae. Gene Ontology annotation, biological process: immune response.